This is a messenger RNA of Xyrichtys novacula (pearly razorfish), 14214 nucleotides long. Lineage: Eukaryota; Metazoa; Chordata; Actinopteri; Labriformes; Labridae. The record is from the annotation of a GenBank genome assembly.
AUAUUGGAAGCAGGAACAUUAAAGUACCAAAACAGCCGAAAGUUCCGUUCAAUCCGGUGUUUGAAGUUUAGUCAUUUCAUCCGUUAAUUAAGCCACAUUAUUUUCACUCUCGGUGUUGAAGUCUACACGGUGAAGGCUCGGCACAGAUGCGGAGAUUCGACGGUGUUUACCGAGGUUACGGACACACACCGUCCAAUGACAGACCCCUGACCCUGACCACUGAGGACAGCUGGACGAGAGGAAAAGCAGCACAUGGAGUAAUUAAGAGUCACAUAAACCUCCGUUAAGUUUUUCAUUAAUUAAAAUGAAUGCUCUUUUUUCUAUUUCUCUUGCCCCUUCAGUCUGAACUCUGAGUGAGGACGAGGUGCGUUCACUGACCAGCACAGAAAAUGGGUCUAUUUUGUUACAAUUUGUUAAGGAGCACUCAUCUGUGCUUUCGCUCUGCACACCUGGUACAAAACCUUAACCUGAGCAAGACUCUCAUAAGAUGCAACAAAAACACGGACCCUCUCCACCUCAGAGCUGCCUCACCUGCCUCAUUAUUUCUCAAUGGGAGGACAGUGUUGUUCCGGUUUAGAUCCAGAACCACCUCCCUGCUGGACCCUGGUCCUGUACUGACACGGUGCGGACUCCACUUCCACACCUCGGCCCCGGUGAGGGCUCUGCCGGGGCCCCUCUUGUGGAUGGUGCUCAAACCUCUGCAGAAGCUCGUUGCUAUAGUCCUUGGCAGGUGGGACACACACACACACACACACACACACACACACACACACACACACACACACACACACACACACACACACACACGUACAGUAGAAAGGCUCAUCACGCACAAUACAAAUUUACACCUGUUUUUAAAAAUUUGAUGAAACUACAAAGAUAAUUGCACAUAAUUGUUGUUCAAUAAAAUGUACUCUACAUGAAAAUAUGUGUUUUGUGUAAUUCAACUUUCAGUUUAAUAAGUUCCUAAAUUCCUGAAUGUUGAUGUUUUUAAAAAGGGGCUUAAGACUCAUCUUUUUAACCCGGCUUUGCCUUGUUAUAUUUCUCUUAUUGCAAAUGUUCAUUUUAAUCAAAGUUCUAAUUGUUUAUUUUAUGUCAUUUUAUUAAUUAUCUCGUUCUUAGUCUUUUUCUUAAUUCCUGUCUUAGAGGUUUUUACUUCUUUUACCCCUUUUACCUUGUAAAGAGCUCUUACUUAUCUGUUCAUUUAAUAUUAUUUUCUUGUUUUAGUCCAUCAGGUUUUACUUUUUCUCUUCUACCAUUUUUAUUUUAUCUCCAGUGUUUCCCAAAGGUAGCUCUUUCCUCGCGUAAUGUCUCGGUGUCAAGCCAUGUCUCUUUAACAUUAUAUCUUAAAUUCUCACACUGUGUGCGGUUGUGUUUGUGUAUGUAUGUGUGGGUGAGUGAGUGAGGGUGGGUGUGUGUCUUUGUGUGUGUGUGGGUCCAUGGGUGGGUGUGUGGGCGGGAGGGUCGGGUUUUAUUGUUGUUAAUUGUUGUUUUGUCGACAUAAUUGUUUUUUUAAAUAACACAAAAAACUAUUGCCAUGUUAAUGAUGAUUAAUUAGUUUUUUAAUUGACAGAUAAAAUACCCAAUAUUAUUACCGUAAUGUGUGUAAUGUGUGUAAUGUGUGUGCAUGUGUAGAGUUUUUCCUGAGCAGUAGUCUACCCUCAUUUGUGUGCAGGAGUAUAAGGAAGUGGUGGGUGGAUCUUCCAGCAAACCGCCAGCAGCUUUUGCGGGAGUGGGUACGGCAACGGCGGUGGCACCUUGCCGCAGGUGCAGGUGUUACCAUGGUUAUAGUGGUCCUCCUUCUCCUGACCCACCUGGACGAGUCUCCGAUUACUGGUCGCACUCGCCUCCUGGUGUUCAGCAAAGACAAGUUCAUGGAGCUGGCUGCUCUGACGUCAAGGACGGUAAGCGAGGGAAAAGAGGGAAAGAAUUGGUCGUCAUCUUCUUUAUACUUUCUCAAAACUCUGAGAUUAAAAAAAAAAAAAAUUACAAUCCCUUAAAUGCAUGUGUGUAUGUGUUUUUUCUUCCAGUACAAGGAGGAGUUUGCAGAGCUGAUGCUCCCGGUCUCUGAUGCCCGUCACCAGGUGGUGGAGCAGGUGGUGCAGCACCUGGCUCAGAGGAACAAGGACAUCCCAGAGGUGACUGAUGUCAACUGGAGUGUCCACGUGGUGCAGAGUCCCGAAAUCAACGCCUUCGUCCUCCCUGUCAGUCACAGAGACACACACACACACACACACACACAUCUGUCAUUUCAUAUUAUCAGGUUACAGCAUCUUGAGAGGGAGGAUGGUUCAGUUUGACAGCAAACAGUGUUAAAACUAUCAAAUAGUGAUUUUUUAGAUUUUAACUGUAGUCUGCUGUAGACAGUUUCCGAUCACAUAAACUGACUCAGAACUUAAAGAAUAGAUAAAUUAGAUGUAUAUCCUUCAGUCAAAGCGCUGUACUUAAAACAUGUGGGUAACUGUCAAAGGUAGUGAUUCACAGUUGGUUUGCUUUUGUGCUCAUCUGUAGACGUCCUCAUGGCUCAUAUUUGUUUUUUGGUUUUUUUUUUCUGUAGGAUGGGAAGGUGUUCAUGUUCACGGGGAUGUUGGAUGUUGUCACUGAUAUUCACCAGCUCACCAUCGUCCUGGGACACGAGAUGGCACACGCUUUGCUGGGACACUCUGUGAGUACAAACCUCCUGCAGAGUGUAGAAAUGAAUUUUUCCACGACUUUAUUUCCUGUGGAGUGAAGCAUUUUCAUCAGUAAGAACAGGAGUAACCACCCCCCUGCUUUACCUCCACAAAAAGUUAGAGGAUUGUUUCAUAGGGUUUUUGAAAACUUGCAGAAAACAGACUUUUUGGCGAACAAAAGUUAAUGAUAUUCAAGCAUUUAAGUGAACACCUCCAUUGAAGAAAAUGUUAGGAAAGGUUAACCAGAUUUCUGCAGGAAUAUUUCUGAUAACAUUUCUGUUUUCACUCAGCUCUCCUUCUCUGUGCUAUGCUGCUUUCACACCUUUAAACAAGAAUGAGGAAGAUGUUACAGUUUUUCACACCACUGCUGUUAUCACCACUGUUUAUAGUUUAAUUAAAGCUCCUGUAAGGAACUUUCACUUUGUGUCAGUUUUUUUGGCACCCCUGUGGACAAAGUAGUCUUUAUUUUGAAUGCUUAAAUUCAGUUCUUGCUUCUUGCACAAAUUGGGUCAUAGAUAUGACUGUGCUGUUUUUAUCUGACAGAUAUCAAGGGCCUUGCAAACUUGUAAAUACCUUAAAGAGACAUUCCAGUGUAAAAUUAAGUUAGGGUCAAACACACCGUAACACAGGGUUAGACAACCCCUCAAGAGAUCAAUGUUGCCGACUGCUUGCUUCUCUAACAACCACAAGAUAACUAGCCAUCAAACAUCUUUUUAGCUUUGCCUGUUUUUUUUUAGCAAAGAGACUAAACACAACUCACCUACUUUCUUCCAGCAGACGUUUGUCUGUUGGGGAAGCCCUGACGAGUCAAUCAGCGAGUGCAGUGGAGUUUCGCAGCUCACGGAGGAACACUUAUGAUCAUUACUUUAUAGAAAUCCAAUCAGACCGAGAUGCUAGGCAGAGGAACUACCGCGUCUGUAGUGCAAAAUGAUUGUAAAGAUGAUUAUUACUUCAUGGAAAUGAUCCACUGCACUCGGUGAUUGACUCAUCAGGGCUCCCCCACAAACAAGCGGCUGCUUGGAGAGAGUGGGUGAUUUGUGUUAUGUCUAUUUGCUAAAGUAAUCAGGCAAAGCUAAAAAGAUGUUUGGUGGCUAGUGCUAUGGCUGGGACCCUAUAUGUACUGUUGAUGAAGUUAGGUGCUGUUCUGAGCAUUAUUUGUGGAUAUAGAGUGGCUUUUUGGUUGAGGUGUGAGCAUGGAUCCAUAGACCGCUGUGUAUUGCUAUGGUGCGGUCGUUACUAAAGUUGGUAUAACUGGAUAAGCAAGCAGUCGGCAACAUUCUUCUCUUGAGGGGGUGUCUUACUCAGUUUUACGGUGUGUUUGACCCUAACUUAAUUUUACGCCGGAAUAUCCCUUUAACUUCCCCUCAGGAGAAAUAAAGCAACUGUCCAUUGAUUGGUCAAAACAUGUUGAUAGGCUGUAUGACAUCAAGUAAGCAAGUCGGGCUCCGAAUUCUCCCAAGUUGUUAUUCAGAUAUGAUCAGGAAUUUGCAUGCAUUUUCCAACUCAGAAACUCAUUUUUCGGAUGUAUUUGACACCACAUGAAUGCAGCGCUGAUUGUUUUUAUGGAGGUUUGACCAAUCAGAAUCAAGUAUUUAACACAGCCUGAUACCAACUGAUAGUAAACUCAAAUCAGCUUUUUAUGGACAGGAUGGACAAAUGCUGCAGGAACACAAUCUUUCCACAUUGUGAUCGUUAAAUGACGGCAGGAUUGAAUUUUUGGUGUUCAACAUUAUUUACAUGUUCAAUCAGAAUAAAAAACAACAUGAAGCACAUUAAAAACUCACAUUUUGUUCUUAAAGCAAGAAACACUAACAAGAAGUGUCACCAGUCUGUUAAUUUAAGGAGUCAAAUCAUUUCAAUUUUUCUCUGAGUAUUUCAAAACACAGGUGUGUUUGAUUCAGGAAACAUGGAAGUGUUUGUCUGUGUGAAGGAUGUAGACUGAUGAGAGCAGCUGCAGAGACCCCAGAGCUCUGAGCUGCAGAGCUGCAGACGUUUGUGUGCAGCAGGAUGAGUCACUGCAACACUCUGAGAAGAAAUACUGUUUAAAAGCAAAGUUUAGUCAUUCAGACACACACACAAAGACACACUUACACACACAGACACACAGCAGGAGCUAAAGCUGUAAGUGUUCAGGUCUCUCACAGCAGGAUGUGAAUAUUCAUGUGGUCCUGCUGUAUGUGUGUGAUACACUGCGACUCUCUAUCCUCGCUGCGCUCACCUCUGAAGCCGGUCAGUAAGUUUCAGUGUUGUUGCAUCAUCUGCUCUCUGAUCCUUUUGUGCUGUGAUGACCAAAGUCCUGCAGACCUGUUUGUUCUUCCCUCACACCUGUUUCCUCUCUGAACCACAUCUUCCUCCUCCUUCUUCUGAGUGUGUGUAAUGAAGCAGAGGUAUUUCAGACUCUAAACGUCCUCGGAGGAAAUGCUCAAAGGAGGUUUUAAUUAGUUUUGGAGAAUGAAAAUCGAUGGUUCGGUAGGUGUUCUCAGCAGGAUCGUCUGUUAAACCUCUAAAUCUGUUACAGCGAUGAACUUCCUCCAGGAUAGAUGGGAACGAUCGAUACGUUCCACCUGACUCGCUCACCUCCCACAAACUUUUUACCUCCAUUUUCUCUCCACUUCCUAUUAUCCUCUCUUCCUCCCUCUAACCUUUUCUCCUCCCUGUCAUCCCUCCAUCUCUUCAGGCAGAAGAGGCCAGUCUGUCCCAUGUUGUCGACCUCCUGUCCUUGAUUCUGUUGACAGCCAUCUGGGCCAUGUGUCCUCAGGACAGCCUGGCUCUGCUGGGACAGUGGGUCCAGGGCAAACUCUCCCAAGUGAGUCCCACACCUGAGCACCAGCCCAGCAACUUCAGCUGAACUGAAGGGACAUUGAGAUGAUGAUUCUUAAUAUCAUGACAUGUGAAAGAAUUGACAGUUGUCAGUGUUUCUGCAGAUCUGGUGAACUGAAGGAGACUGUCUCUGUAUCUCUGAGUUUAUACCAUCUCCUAAACUUUUGUCUCUCUCAGCUGAUGUUCCAUCGUCCUUACAGCAGGAAACUGGAGACUGAGGCAGAUGAAGUCGGACUGCAGUUGGCUGCAAAGGUAUUUUCUCCUUAAAAGUGUCAUUACUCUGGAUUUUGAAGGUUUUCUUUGACCUUAUCCAUAAAUAAAACCGACUUUAAAGAGCCAAUACAGAGGACAUUAAAAUGUCAUUUUACCUGAUUUGUGAGACUUGUUUGAAUUUAUUUGAGGUGUGAAUUUUUAGGCAAAGCAUGCUGAAAAAAUAUGUGAAGGAUUUUUGCAUGUAGACAAUGUAAAAAGCUGCAGGUUUCCUCCUAAUCCCCCCAUGCUGUAAUACUGGACAGGAUGAAUGUGGUUUGGGUUAUUUGUGCAUAAACAGAAUCUCCAUCCAUCCAUCCAUACAUACAUACCUAUAUCUAUACCCUUUUGUAUAUAAAUGCAUAAACAGCCCAAAGAGUGUUUUCCCUGUAUUAUGAUGGUCCAGAGGACACUUUCCUCUGUGCAGGAACAGAGCUGUUUAAAUGUGAUAAACUUCCAAACACUAGUGAAGCUGAGGCUCUAGUAUUUCUGGAGUUUGAUCCAUCAGGGUAAAUCAGGUUAUUUCAGUCUCUAAUGCUUCUGUUGUUACUUCAGUCCCUCCCUCUUUUCACCCACACCUCUUUCAAAGUGCUGCGCUUCCAUUUCAACACAGUUCGGGUAACCAUAUUCUGAAUCCCCCAAAAAAGAGGACACAACUACGUGUGGUGGAGUCACAGAGUCAUGUGUAGUAAAUUUUGAGAGGUUUUUUGGGUUGGGUCGAGUGUUUUUUUACGCGCUUCUAGCUCAGUAAGUCCAUGCAACACAAACGCAAAACUUCCAAACAAAACCCCAGACAUUUGGAGGGUUUUAUAAACUCCCCCGGACAGGCUGGACAGCUCCAAAAAAAAGGGGACAUGUUUGGGUAAAAGAGGACGUAUGGUCACCCUUACACAAUGAAACAAAAUAAUGUUAAAGGUGUGUUUUGAGUAUCAUCUGACACGACAAAAGACUCACAUAAAAGUGUUUACCUCUGUUAGGACCUCAGUAAUUUUGAUGUCAAAAGCAUCAAAAGCCAAAUUAAAGCCUACUUCUGUGAGUGUAGCAGUGGGAGCUUGUAAACUGCCUGCAGGACACCAGGGGGCACUGUUGUCAAAGUAAAGUUAACUCAAAGAACGCGUCAGGGAGGAUUUUUGCCUCAGCACAGGAUGGAGGGAUACCACGCUGUUUCUGUUAGUGUGUACAUGUGUGUUUCUGACUCCAUGCUGUGUGUGCCUGUGUGUGUCCAGGCGUGUGCAGAUGUGCGAGCCGGCCCCGUUUUUUGGCAGCAAAUGGAAAUCAGAGAGCAGCUGACAGGAGAACCCACCCUCCCUGAGUGGCUGUCCACACACCCGUCACACAGGAACAGGUUCACUCAGCUGGACCGCCUCAUACCCCAGGUACACACACUCACACACUCUCUCUCACACACACACACAGAAUGGUCACUAUGUUUGAGCUCUGUAAAAACACAGCUGUGUUAGUGUACAGUCUCUGAUCUCUUUGCGAGGACACAGACGCUCACCCGCCUGUUGUUCAGCAGAAGGAGAGCAGCUUUAGGAGUCUUAAUGGAACUAAUGAAGCAUCAGGAGAGAUGGAAACAGAGGAGGAAACAAGAGGAGGGCAGGGAGGAAGAGGAGAGGAAAAGAUGCAGGGUUUUAGAAACACAGGAACAACAGAGUGUCUCAGAGGGAGUCUCUGCUAACUGCUAACUACCCCAAACUGUGACUAAAGGUGCUGAAAGAAAACUGCAGCAGAUUAAACACAGACACUCACACUGCUGUAAGACAGUGACAUGUUUUUUUUUUUAACUUUAUUUUUUCAAGUUUUUUUGCACAAAACAUGGGUAAACAACAGCAAUAACAGAAAAAGGAAAAAACAGAAAAUAAACAUGCACACAUAUGCCAGUGUACCUGAGCACAUAUGGGCCCGUAUUCACUUUCGCCCACAUGUCCAAAUAAUCGUAGACAGAUCAAUCGAUACAUAAUUGGAGUUUUAUGUUUUUAAACCUGGGAUCCAUUAUUGCCGUAUGUUUUAGGGGUUGAACUAUCAAGGAUGCAUAACUGUUUAUUAUAGUUAUUGUAUGAUCCUGCACACUGUAAUAUCUAACCAAAUCCUUGAUGGAUCCAAGUGUGAGAGUAAAAGUUGUAGUUUUUGUCUCUGACAGGGAUCUCUACAGAGUGAGAGCUUUUAAUUACAGAGAAUGAGGAUUUCUGUACAAAAAACAGUGCUUCUAGUGGAAUAAACACAGGAGUUGCUGAUCUACCACUGUGUGGAUCUCAUAGUUUAUUCAAGUUGUUUCAUGACUUUGAUGUCCUUUAUAAUUUGAUGAUCUUCUUCUGUAUCAAAAAAGCUCUCUGUCUGCAGGAAUGUCUUGUGUAAAGUUGACACUCUUCAAGUAACAACCUGAGCCUGAGGGACCAAAACAAGAACUUUUAGUGGACACACUUUGACAUGUCAAGGUUUAUUGUUGCAGACAUUAUGGCCUGAGUGUCUGCUGCAGGAUCAGCUGAACUACUGCAGACACUCAGAAACUUCUUGGCCCUUAUUGUUAACGGUAUGUGUCCACUAAGUGAGUGUAGUGUGAGCUCAGGCAGGACAGGAAAGUCAAGCCCGGGUCACGGUACAUCAGUUGAUUGUCCCACCAGCCCGUAUCAGCUGACAGCUCAGCUGAUAACCCUGCUCACACGUGAACACGUUUUUGUUGUAUUUAAGUCUUCACCUUGUCUCCUCCUGCUGCUUCCUCUGCAAACCCUCCUCCACCCUUGUUCUCCUUGUUCUUACACUGUGUCUGAUUUUAUCAGAGUCAUAUUGUCUCUGAGGUUGGCUCUGUUCUGUGCUGGGGGUUUUUCUGAUGCUUUCCCUGCCCUGGCUUUUCAUGUCUGCCCAUGAAACAGAGGGAAGGUUCUCACUCUGCUGCAGGCUUUGGCAUUUCACAUAAACACAUGGAAGGGUAGGGAGCUCUCAACAAUUAUUACCACCAAUUAUAACAAAUACAUGCAAGUCAUUAAUUCUUUUGAUGGAAGCAGUCCUGACUCAGUUUGACUUUAUUUUUGUUUGCCUUGCGCAUAAUUUGAGCCUUUAAAACGUGAGUGCGGUGCAGUGUGCAGGAAUAGAGAAACCAGUUAAAGCAAUAAAAAGAGGGUUUUCUUUGGUUUGGUUUGUUUUUUUUGCUGCAGACUGUAAACAUGUUUAAAUCUGCUGUUAAGUUGGACAUUCUAACAUGGGACCUUCCCAGGCUCUUGUAGACAGCCUCAAAAGGUCACUAGAAAAACUGCAGGUUUUACACUUGAUUUUGUAUCAGCUGAUAUUGCUGCCUGGUAACAGCCUGCUGCUGACUGAAUCAAUCUGCUGGACCAUUUCCACAAUGUUGUAUACCUACGUAUACCAGCUAUUUAAAUACAGAUAAUAUGUAAAAAACAAACAAACAAACAAACAAACAGACAAACAAAAAUAAGCUCAGGCAUAAGAUAAAUGGAAUCCACAGUUUGUGUCAUGUGUCGUGUGUGUGUGUGUGUGCGUGUGUUUGUGUGUGUGUGUGUGUGUGUGUGUGUGUGUGUGUGUGGAGAAACAGCCAGCUUAACCUUGAGAGUGAGCCAGAUUGUUGUUACACAGUCAGAGACUCUGAGCAGGAUUCAGGAACAGAUGGGUAAACCACUAAUUGUCCAUCAGGUGUCAUUGAGUGUGUAGGUGCUCUGUGCAUGUAUGUGUGUGUUUGUGUUUGUGCAUGCUUGUGUUGUGUUUCUGUGCAUCAUAUCAUAACCCUUCUAGCAGUAGUCGCUGUCAGAUCAAGCAGCAGCCAUUGGUCGUAAAGUGAUGUGGACUGUUGUUUGGGGAUUCACUUGCCUACUUCCUGUGUGUGUGUUUUUUGUUUAUUUGUGUGUGUGUGUGUGUGUGUGUGUGUGUGUACAGUAAAGACUCUCUCUCUGAACAGUUUGCUGAAGCAGCCCAUACCAGGCGGAUCCCCGCUCGCUCUGCAGGCUGAGAUGAUGCAUAAUGUGAUGUUUUUAACCUUGUGCGGGGUGACAGCAUCGAGCUACUUAACCCGGCUCUUGUGAGGGCGAUCCGCCUCCACGAGAGCGCUCAUCAUCCUCAAGCAAAGCACAUUAAGUCCACUGCUAGCAUGAGAGGGGGAGCCUGUUGAGUGGGAAGCCAAGUGCAUGUGCGUGCACCGAGUCUUGUAGGUGAUUUUAAGUGAGCGAUUAAUGAGUUUGGUGUGUGCGGGAGACUCGGUGUGUGUGGGAGAAAGACAGAAAGACAGACAGACAGACAGAGAGCAGCUCACACAACCUGCACAAAGUGGCUCAAAUAUUUACAGUCAGCUGCAGACUGGAAUAUCUUAACACCUGCUGAAUAGAUUAAAACUUUGCAAAAGUAUUUCUAUUUUCUUGAACAUCAGGCACAUGGGUUGAUGCUUCUCUGACCUUUCCUCCAGGCGUAUGUUUGAUGUACGAUGAUCAGAUAUCUGCAAAGCUAAUAGUGUUCUUGUUUCUGAGAUGAUCCUGUUCCAGAGUUGAGACGUCUUUCCUUGGACUUCUGUUUCUCUGUAGGCUUUCUGCUACAAUUAUAAAGUUGUAGUUGUACAUCUUCUGCACGUCGCCUCUGCACAUGUUCAGUUUGUGAGACAUUUUGGUUGCGUGUAGGAGCAGAAGCCAAAGUUUUUUACGUCUGAGGUUAGGAUUAGACACAUCUAGUCUACUCAUUUUAAAAUCAUGACAGGUUUGAGCAUAAAGGGUUUAUAAAUGGGUGUGAGCAGAGAGCUGAAAACAAGAUAAUACAUUAUGUCAUUAAACUUUAACACAACACAGGGUGCCACUGGCCUAGCAGUCCACGCAUAAGCAGUCCACGCAAAUGCCCUGUGUGUAGGGGUUAUGUCUUAAACAGGAGGCUGAGGUUCACUACAGGCCUGUGGCUCCUUUUCCACAAGUCACUUCCCACUCUCUCUGCUCUUUUUCUGCUCUUUCCACUGUCCUGUGUAUGUACGUUCACACAUGCAGCCCUCCUGGAAAUUUUCAGGAAUGCAGAGGAUGUGUUGAAUGAGCUAAAGCUUCUAAAAAUCAAGCAAACAUUUCAGUUUGACCAGCAUUUUUUUUCUGCAAGAUUUGAUGCAUAUUUGUCGAGUUAUGAACUACAUUUUCUCUGACUGCCAAGAUAGUUUUUCAGAGGCAGCACUUGGAUGAUUUUUUUUCCGCUGUAAACUCAGAUUUACUGUUAUUCCAACACUAAAGAAAAGGAGUAUGAGGUUUUUUGCCCCUGCAGCAUGCCUGCAGACCGUGCUGUUGUUUUAUUUCUCUGUCUUUACACCAGUGCAUCUGUUUAUUUCUUUGUCUUUGUUUCUCUGCUUUUAAGAAAGUGAUGUACCCGCUUUAAAACAAAACCUGAUGUCUGGGUCUUUCCCCUGCAAACAAAACCAGAAGAGAUUUAAAAAAAAAAAAGAAAAUAAAUCAGAGGGUGUAUCGUAUCAUCUCUGUAUCUAUUGUAAGUGAGAGUUUGUAUUUUUGAUCAAUGUGACAUGUUUACCUGAAUAUACACCUGGUUCCUCUGUCUGCUUCUCUUUGUGGGUCCAGGCUCUGGAGCUGAGAGAAAGCUGCGUCUGUCCUGCUCUUCCUCCCACUGACCCUCGAGCUGUUUUCUCUCAGAGCGUCCGAGUGCUGCUGGAAGACACCAAAAACAAGGAAAGAGGAGUAGGAGAAGAAGGAGGGCUCGAGGGGCCACGAAAACCUCACCGUCCCCCUCUGCCUCAAAUCCCGGCCUCACCUCUCCCCUCUGCAGCUCUGCUCACACAAACUGCCCCCCUUCUUUCAUCAAAAGAGAGUCAGGGAAGUAAAGUUUCAGAGUUGGCUGUUCCUGCUGCUGCUGCUGAGGGGGGAACGCCUGUGUCAGAGGAGCGGAGCACCAGCUGACAGGGUUGAAUCUGAGGAGAAAUAAACUGUUCAACUGUUUACUUACUGAACUCCUCACUGUUGCUAGAGGAGUAUUUUAUCUCUUAGAUUUUAGAGUGUUUGCUGCACAGAGAUUAACCUGCAACUACAGAUUGUUGUCAUCAUCAAUUAUUCUGAACAUCAUUUUAAGAUUUAUCAAGUAGCUGUUUAUAAAAUAUCUGAAAGUGCUUGUCAAGUUUUAAUCUCCGAGUCUAUUUACUGUCAGUAAUUAAGGUAUUGAUUUGACUUUAUUCAAUGGGGACAAUUGGAUUUCUCAGAGUUCCAACGUAGAGCUAAAGCUAGCCUGUUGCUCUUGCUCUUUUUUUAAACAUUUGCCCGUACUUGGGCAUUAACAUGAGCAGCAUAUUCACAUGUUCAGGGCCUGAUUAACUAAAGGAUUGUGCAGAUUGUGCCCCUUAAAAUGAGGACAAAUUUACAAAGCACAUGCAAGGGGUUAAAUGCGCUCUAAUCUGUUCUGCAGAAUAAAAAGUCAGUGCAUCAGUGCUGUUUGCACACAUUUAGAUGAGUGGUUAUACAUUCAAUUAAACAAACAAAACUGAUCACUUUUAAACAAACUUUACUGAAAAAACUUCUCAUUCACAAUCCUCACGCUAAGUAAGAGUGACACAUUCACUUUGGCUCAACACUUGCACAUACAGGUACACCAUAUCCAGCUGGACUUGGCCAUUACAUGAGACAGAGAUAUGAUUUUUUUUAUUUGGAUGAGUUGACCUCACUGGCCUGCAUAUGAGCUUUCAUUUAAGUCACAUUUUUCAUGAAUCAGUUUCACAAUACACUAAGAAAUACUCCAUCCCUAUGCAGCUUGUAUUUUGUGUGCAACAGGUAUGUAACAGGUUUGAGCCCCUGACAGGAUGAAAGUGCACAGCUCAGCUCUGUGCAGCAGGGAGAUGAGAUGACGACAGCUCAUCCCCACAUUCAGACACAACACAAGAGUAUACUGCACAGAGCUGCAAGGCUGUGCAGACCUUUUGUGCUUGGGUAAUAUUAAGAUGAUGUGCUUUGUGAAUUGGACCUUGAGCUGGAGCAGAAAAGGUUCAAACGAUGCACAAUCCUUUAUGAAUCUACCGCUCAGUGUUAAGUUAUUAUAAACCCACUUUCAACAGAAAGAAAAAAGGAGAAAUUCAUUAAAUGUUUGGAGCUUGAAGCAGCAAAUGUGGCUCAUUUUUCGUGUAAAAGCCUUCAGUGAUAAUCAAGGUCUCUCAGUCAACUUUCUGUAGUUGACUUUCAUCUUCUUACUCACGGUUGCAGUUACAUGCAGGGUCUGUCUUUUUCACUGUGUUGGUGACUCAAACUGGUUUUUGGCACAUAAGUGGGUAAAACUGGGGGUAAAAAAAACUGCUUACGUAAUUUAAAUGGAAAAUCCAGCAGAAAAUGAAAUCAGGGUCUGCUUCAUCCUGUGAGAGAGUCUGUAUGCUCAGUGAUGACAAAGUCGGCACUUUAAUUAGAUGUCCUGUAAUGAGGAAUGAACCUUAAAGCCUCCAUACAGUGUGAGAUGAAUAUGUGCAUUAUUCAUGGACACACAGAAACAGACCAGAGUAAGCACUUUGUGUGCAUGUUAGCCUCGGAGGACUUCUACAUUCUUAUUAUGACUGCUUCACACACAUAUAUGCAUGCAGCGCUCUAUGUUUGCUGCAGCCUCAGGGACUUAAUGGUGUAAAUUUAUGCUCGGUUGUUUGCAGGUUUUAAAACACAGACAUCUGCACAGGAAUGCCAAAUAUCCAGCGUCAAGCUCUGAGAAAUCUUCCCUGGGAUUUUCUAAAAUCUUCUUUAACAAGGCGAGCUGACUGAGAAAACACUCGUAUUUACAACAACAGCCCGCAGGAGCACACACACAGUGAGAAGGAGGAGGCCGCCAUGGUUCAUAUCGCUCUAAUCUGUGAAUGUGUGCGUGCUGCAGCAGAGUGGUACACUUGGUUUAACUGUGAAAUCAAAAAAGGCUAUCGAUGUGUUUUCAUCUGUGAAUGAGGAUUUUAUGUGUGUUUUAGGUAAAGAGUCGGUAUCAGCCCACAGAACAUCAGUCUGAACUCUUUACGCUGGAUUUAAAACUUCUAGGUUAUUUAUUUCUUUGUUGCUGAUACACUGGACAAAAUCCAAAGAAAUGAGAUUGAUGAAAAAGUCAAAUUAUAAAUGAAUUAAAAAAAAAUCAAGCUGACUGGUCUUCUCUUUCGUUGCGUAAGUAAAAACAUCUUCAUAUUUGAGGGUCAGAAUCAUUUCAGCCAGCUUCAUGUGACAGCCUUUUGACAUGCGAGCAGUGGACUUUCUGAGAUAUAGUUCCCUUUUCCUGAGUUAUGCUGCUUUGAACCAAUGCAGUCUACAGACUAAAGGUGUCCCAGUGCAUCUUGUAGCACUUGGGGGUACACUGGUUUUGUAUGAAAAGUGCUUUAUAAGUAAAGUUUGAUUGAUUGAUUGGUGGAUAGACAUCUUCUUCAGGAUCAAUCGGACUUACCCCUGAAUGUUGGUACUUAUUGUACAUUACAAGAGUAGCUCUUAACAGCAUACACUGUCUGUACUUGAUUUUGAGGGCAGGUGGUUAAAAUAAAACAGCUUAUUAAAAA